This is a messenger RNA of Anopheles moucheti, 1983 nucleotides long. RefSeq lists its product as uncharacterized. The coding region runs from base 318 to 1301 and encodes 327 amino acids. Lineage: Eukaryota; Metazoa; Arthropoda; Insecta; Diptera; Culicidae. The record is from RefSeq and is a predicted model, not a curated record. The transcript is spliced from 5 exons.
GUGGUGCAGAAAGGACAUGUGCUUGAUUGUGCUCGAGCAUUCGUGACUCCGGAGAAAUAUCGUCCCACGGCAUGUUGAUCGCUUGCCUGCCUUCCCAUGCGUGAUUCGUGGCUCUUGUGUGACAUAAAUGAAUGUUGUUUAAGAAAAGAAAAAAGUGUUAAAAAAGUGAACAAAGGAUAAAAACUGUCCGUAUUAAACUGAAGCAAAAAAGUAAAAAUACGAAAAGUGUCACGCAAAGUGACAUAGUAAAAUAUUGAAGUGCAAUGUACUGAAGUGACGCAAGGAAAGUUGAUGAAAAUUGAAAGUGAGCUAAAUUGAUGUUCGAAUCGAAACAGGAAACGGAUACAAUGCUGCUGGUGUUGAACAGUUGGAUCGGACUACUUCUUGGGAUGCUCUCGAUUUCAGCAUCUUACGGUCUUAAACUUAAAUCGGUUAGAAUACCGCCGUACAAGUAUCGCACCGAAUCAGCCCUGCUAGAAUGCCAUUACGAGCUCAACGGUCAACGUAAAGGGCACAGCUCACUCGACGGCACUAAUCGACGACAUCAUGCCUAUCAGAGCGACUAUCUCAGUGAGCGCUUCGACGAGGAGGAGAAGCUGUACUCAAUCAAAUGGUACAAAGACAACGAGGAGUUCUAUCGCUACGUGCCGUCGGCUUCGCAACCGAUUAAGAGUUACAAAAUCGAGGGUAUCCGGGUCGACCCAAACCAUUCCGAUGGCACAAAGGUGUUGCUGCGAGGGUUAACACUUAAAUCCUCCGGUAUCUAUCGGUGUGAGAUCUCGGCCGAGGCGCCCAGCUUCGACUCGGUUCAGGGCGAAGGUCGAAUGGAUGUGAUAUUUGUUCCAAAGGAUGGUCCACACAUAAGUGACAGUGAACGGAAAAGUUACCACAACGGGGAAACGAUGGAGUUAAACUGCACCUCUGGUCGCUCAUACCCGGCUUCAAAUCUCCAAUGGUACCUGAACGAUGUGCUCGUUACAGACCCCAACAGCAUUAUACACUAUCCCUCGAUGCAAAAUCAGCACGGGUUGAUUACCACCUUUCUUGGGCUGAGUAUAGUCGUCAACCAUCGGCAUUACAUCGAUGGGACGAUACGGAUAAAGUGUAUUGCAAGCUUAUCGCCCGUCUUAUGGCGUGGCGGACAGGAGAGUAUCGUCCAGUGGGAGCAACCAACCAUCGACAAUCGUGUUGCCAUGCUAUUGGUGAAAAGUUCCGGUAACGUGCAAAGCUGGAAUACUUGUGUCGUACUAGUAAGUUUGUUACUCUACCUACAAGGAAUGGCAGUUACACGAAUAGCGUAAAACCAAAGGUUUGCGGUACUGAUCAAAUUCACUGUGUACAUUAAAAUCAUGAUUAGUGAUAACUAGCGCAACAUUGAUUUUCAAAAAACGAAAUCAAACAAACAGACAAACCCGUUAGCAACAUUCACAGCAAAUCCUGUUACAAACAAUUAAUGAAGUGAGGAAAGCGGCAGAAUAUUUCUCAAGAGCUUAUUCUAACGAAACUAAAACACAGCUAUCCCAUACUGUUUCCGAGGGAUCGUUCUGAAAGUUUUCCCCAUAUCCUGUGAAUGCUGUGUGCAAUACAAUCUAUAUAGAACCAACCUUGUAAAUAUUAUGUUUAACACGUUGGUUAUUGUAAGAGUACUUCAGCGUACUAGCAAGCUUAAGAAUAUCAACGAUAUGCUGAGGAACGCAUUUGAUUGCACGUAUAGUACAUAGAUCUCGUUUCACCUUCACUGUGUGGUGCAAUCAAAUCAACGAAAAACUGGCAGUCGCAAGCGGAACAAUAAUCUACACGACGUUCAGAUAUAAUACCGUAGAAAAGGACAUUAAAAAUAGUAUUUUGCUGCUGAUGGUCACAGCGCAUGCAAUAGCGAACAAAACCAAUAAUUGUUUCUUUCUUUGUUUUGUUCAGUCACACUCGAGAAAGUAACGACAAGAAAAGAAUAAACUUGAUUUUUGUUUGUGUUUUGGUAUAAUA